Molecule: messenger RNA, 1911 nt
Organism: Populus nigra (black poplar)
Lineage: Eukaryota; Viridiplantae; Streptophyta; Magnoliopsida; Malpighiales; Salicaceae
Exons: 3
Coding region: 431-1846 (471 amino acids)
Source: RefSeq, a predicted model, not a curated record
AUAAAAUAACCAAACUUAAGAUUCAAAAAAACAACACACCAGAACAAGAACCAUCCAAGCUUCUUCUACCUCUGCAUGCAAUUAAAGACUGAACUCUCUUAACUCUUCUCACUCUCUCAUUGAGAUCUUCACCAUUUGGAAUUGGAACCUACCUCCCUCUUUCUUUCACUUCACCUGAGAACUCCCUAUAUAACCCACCACCCUCCCUCUGUAAGUUCUUAGUGUCUGCACUGCUAAAAAGCUGCCGUCUCAUAGCUGGUGAAAUUAUGCAACCUUCCUAGCAUUUCCCUCUUUAAAUGCCUCUUUGUCUCUUCUUGCAGCCUUUUCUCUGUAUCUGUCUCCCAUCAUUUACUUCAGUACUGUUUAAGAUUUAAAUCUAGCUAGGUUGAUCAUUUAAUUUUCUCAACUUAUAAUUAAUUCUCGAUCGACAAUGGCCUCUAGCUCUUCUUCUUCUAAGCAAAAAUCAUUUUCGAUUGAAAGAUCAAAACCCUUGAUGCUCAAAGAUUAUCUUCUUGAUGAUCAAAGUUCAUGCUCAUCCAACGGCUUCAAGUCAUUUCCUCGUCGUCGAUGCUGCACAACCGUCCGACUUCUCCUCGAAAUAGACCUCAAAACCAAGCAGCAGCAGCAACCAAGGCAUCUUUUCAAAAGAAGUAAAUCAAAAGCAGCUUCUACUACAAUCUCAGCUCUUCAAAAAGCAUCGGUUGCCGUUAUGAAGGCCGUUAAACUACUCCCAUUUCCCUCACCCAACUCCACCGUGAGGUCUCCGUCACCGUCAAGAACCAGGAAGGGACUUUUACCUCGAAAUCUUUCACGGAAGCUGUUUAAGAAGAACUUUUGGAGAAAAGCAGCUGAUCAACAUGGUCAAUGUAAAGAAAGAAAUGAGAUCAGAGGGUGGAGAUUGUUCGGCGAGUUCUUGGAGGAACAAGAUAAACUGUCCGAUCAAAUUACAAGCGGAAUUUCAACAAGCUCCAGCAGUAACAGUAACAGUAACUGUAACAUUUGGACUACUGAGAGUGAAUAUACUGUUGACAGUGGUAAUUCUACGUGUAACAGUUGCCGAAACGACUCCGUUUGCAAUAGAAAAGAUUUAAUGAUCAAGGAAGUCAGCGACAGAGUGAGCGUAUCAGGCGGUCAGGAUUCCAUCACAAACAGGAAGGAGUGGCCUAAUGAGGAGGAGAAGGAGCAAUCCAGUCCAGUGUCAAUUCUGGAUUGUCCAUUCCAGGAUGAAGAAGAAGAGAUUGGCUCUCCUUUCCAACGUAGUCUUAUCGGCGUGGAAGGAACUAAACAAAAGCCAAUGCAAAAGAUCAGAAGGUUUGAGAGCCUCGCUCAACUAGACCCUUUAGACUUGGAAAAGCGAAUUGCAAUGGCAGAGUUGGAGGAUGAAUCCCUUGAAUCCCCCGUGCAACAUUGUUCAGUGUCUAUCCACAGUGAUAACGACAACGAUUUCAAGGAAACUAAAGAAAAUGGAACCGAAAAGCAUGCACAGGAGCUGCUUAAGCAUGUCAAAUCGACAAUAAGCUUGGCGUCUAAGGUAGAUAGUCUAUUGUUGGACUUCUUCAAGGAGAAAAUUGUAGAAAAUUAUGCAGGUGGAAGCAUGGUUGGAUCAUAUAAAGAAUUUGAGCAAGAGCUAAGGGUAGCUCAGGAAUGGAUUGAUGGGCAGCCUAAAGAAAUGUUUUUGGGGUGGGAGAUGGUGGAGAGGAGGCAUGUCUACGUCAAGCAUAUGGAGAAGAGUGGGAACUGGGAAAAUGUGGAUCAAGGACAAGAAGAGGUUGCUCUAGAAUUGGAAGCUGAGGUUUUCAAUUCCUUGGUGGACGAAGUCUUACUUGAUUAUACUCUGCUUAAUUAAUGUUAUUAGUACUGUACUUGAUUAUACUUUGUUAAUUAUUGGAUCAAUCAAGGUUGUUUCACUCA